This is a messenger RNA of Solenopsis invicta (red fire ant), 1267 nucleotides long. RefSeq lists its product as uncharacterized. NCBI's taxonomy places the organism in Eukaryota, Metazoa, Arthropoda, Insecta, Hymenoptera, Formicidae. The coding region runs from base 262 to 738 and encodes 158 amino acids. The record is from RefSeq and is a predicted model, not a curated record. The transcript is spliced from 2 exons.
AUUUAAUAUUUGACUUAAAUAAAAAAUCCCUUUGCAAGUAUUCAAUAAAAUUAUGUUUUUGAAUCAAAUAAUUUUUUUUUAAUUCGGGAUAUUUUUUUCAGUGUAUAACAGGACAACUCGACUUAAUAACGUGAAUGCUAAAAUUUGUCAUGUUUUUGUAUACGGUUAUUGAUUCUACAACUUAUCGAAGAUUUCUUAAGAACAAUAUUUCCUUAGGUACAUCACCGGAAUAGAAGAUCGCUUAGAUCCAAUUCUAAGAACAUGGAUUCCAAUAAAUCUGCGAUCGGUGUACAUGACAAUGGUGCGAAGUUGCCCUUAUUCGAUACCAAGCAUCCUUCAACCAUCGACUUACUUCCAGAACAUGAGCCUACCGAUAUUAACGAUAAGCAUGUGGAGAAUCGGCAUACCGUCAUAAUGCAUGAGCAUAUGCCAAACACAUAUAUUCCCAAGGAUUCAACACCAAUUUAUGAUAGACCAGUUUAUUUACAUAGCCUUUCAAAUAAACCUUCUAAAAGAAUAGAGCCUUCGAUUCUGAAGAAAUCAGUGUCAAACAAUAAUAACGACAAACAGAUAUUUGUCGAACAUGGUAUAACUUACGUGUUAGGAGAUUAUAAUCCGCCGCAGUACGAUUACGUACAACCGAAGGUCAGGUAUCAAGGAAAACGUGUAUCAGUUUAUAGUCCCACCUACCCAAAUUAUGGAAAUAACAAGGAACUAUCGGGAACUAAGAACAUUUAAUACACCAUUAUCUGCAAAAAAACAUGUUGCAACGUGAAAGUAGUAAUAAAAAUCCUCUCACUUUAUCUGAGUUUCACAUUCCGUAUUAUAAUUACAAUUACGUUUUGAACAAAUUUUGGGAUCAGAAUUCUUUGAAUACAGAUUUUUAUAAUAAAAAUAAUAAAACUAAUUCAGCUGAUGUCACUUCGAUCGACCCUAAUUAUGUUCGCCGUACAAAUAUCGAUGCUCAGGACAACAUGCCGACUUCUUAAGUCAUUUUAUACAUUUCAAGAUGGUGUAUAGAAUAUAUAAGUUGUAUGUACUGACAGAAGGGAAAUACUCCUAUGCAAAUAGCGUUCGAAUGGCAUCUUUUGCGUACUUUUCUCUGCAAUGUGACGACAUAUUUUCCGGCUGCAAUGUUUUACAAAUUAUGUAAUCUGCUUCAUAUACGAGUAAUAAAGACACUACCAUCGAUUUAAUAUAUCCUGAAUUUCAUUUUAGUGUAUCUUUCGGAAAAUUAUGAGAUAACUCGCGAUCAAACUCUACUCAG